Molecule: messenger RNA, 4810 nt
Organism: Strongylocentrotus purpuratus (purple sea urchin)
Lineage: Eukaryota; Metazoa; Echinodermata; Echinoidea; Camarodonta; Strongylocentrotidae
Exons: 9
Coding region: 193-2817 (874 amino acids)
Source: RefSeq, a predicted model, not a curated record
GGCGUCAUUUUAUGAACUCAUUUUCUACUCAGUGUCUGCGGGGGGUAAACGUAUGAAUGUCUGUGCCUCUAACUUUCUACCGACAAAAGCUGAUGGUGCAGGGAAUUACUAACGUACGCCAACUUGGAAUGAAGUUGUCUUUCGGAUGAUAAUCGUCUUUGAACUUAUCUUGAAGAAGUUUUUUUUGGGGGGAUGGGUCACAGCAUGGCGUCACACACUUCAAACGCUCUAACCUGGAUCUUACUAUUAGCUGCAAUGAUAUUCCUAAUUGAGGUGGAGAUGGUGCACGGAAGAGGGACCAGACGUACAGCCACUGUUCGUGGAUGCACGAAUGAAACGGUUUACCUGAGUAACGAUUGGCGAAUGUACCGCGAGUGUUGCUCUCUGCUCUACCCGAACACUCCCUGUAGACUGGCGCACCCCUGUCGGAAUGGAGGAGUUGUGACACGAGAUGGCGGUCGAUGUUAUUGUAAACCUGGUUGGAGAGGAUUGAGCUGUCUCAUGCCGUGUGCUGUAGGGUAUUACGGACAGGGUUGUUUAAGGAGGUGUAAAUGUGGCGAGGGGGCAGGCUGUGACCCCAUGACAGGGGUGUGUUCAUGUCUAGAUAGAGACAGGUGUGUCUCUCGCUGCAGGAGGAACUACUGGGGUACAACAUGCCAGCAUCGCUGUAACUGUAAGACCGGGUGCCAAUGUGACGCAGAUACCGGAGAGUGCCUGUGCAGAUCUAGGCCUCCAAGGAACAGAGUGUCCAGUCCUGCAAAUAUGUACCUGGGUGCGUUGACCCAAGCAGGCUUUCUCAAUGUCUGUGGUGGAGAGUGCAUGAAUGGUGGUACCUGUAAGUCCAAUGGAGUAUGCAGAUGUCGUAACGGUUUUAUCGGCACAUUCUGUGACAGCACAUGUCCAGGAGGGACCUACGGUAGGAACUGCCAAGAGAGGUGUCAGUGCUCCUCGACAGCCAAGUGUCUGCCUGAUACAGGGCUCUGUAUGUGCCCAGGAUAUGCCGCAUCUAGAUCAAGUCAAUCAGGUGGUGACCUGGACAGCGACGAGGACGAGUCCGAUUCCGAGUACGAUGAGGACUCGUCCGAUAGUGACAUAGACGAAUUUAUGAACCCUCUAUCGUCAUCAUCAUCAUACAGUAUGUACCACUGCACGGGGCGGUGUCCCGUUGGACUGUAUGGACCUUACUGCAGGCAGACGUGUAAUUGUCCCGCGGGACUGCUGUGUAAUGACGUCAGCGGGAACUGUGAAUGUCCUGAGGGGGAGGUGUGCGACGGAUCGAGCAGGACAACGACUCAGAGAGACCCAGUGGUGGCGUCACCUCCAAGACGUAAACUACCCGUGACCGCGUCUCCAGCGAGAGCUAACCCAGCUAAAGGAUCAUCGGGAAGAGUGCCCGCUCCGUCAGGACCACGUACAGGCACUGAUACCGCAUCUGACACCGCCUCCUCCUCCUCCUCCUCAUCGUCCAGCCACUCCGUAUCAACGACCGGUAGCAAGUACCCUGCAGCGGAUCCGAACGACGGAACGAGCACGAGCAAGGCGGCGAAACCCGAGAUCGCUCUCCAAGGGGGUGACACGGCGACGUCAGAGGAGAGGCUUGCUAGAGGGGAGACCUUGACGUUAUGGGCUGUCAUCGCAGUGUCGUCGCUCCUGCUGCUCGUGGUCGCAUCCGUACUCAUCGGCAUCCUCAUCAAGAGACAACAUCAAGGAUCAACAGUUCAUGUGGAAGGAACACACAAGAAAAGACUGGAAGAUACAAACGUCUAUGAGAUCGUCGAAUCUACAAAUGGUCGAUACAGAACCAAUAGCAAGACGAUUGACAAGCUAGCAAAGAAAGCCCGAGAACGAGCCGAGUCCUUCAAAGCUCAAGACAGCAUUAGUUCCAUCACUAAAGAGAUCUACCUGCUACGUACGUCAUCACUGAGUAACAUGACAACCUUGGAAGCUCCAAGGAAAGACAGUAAGGCCACCGACGUCUUUGCUAACUGGGCCAACAGUCUCCGUCUUAACAAAUCCACCAAUUCACUUAAUGAAGGGAGUUCAUCUCCAGGCUCAUCUCGAAGCAGAUCCAGCUCAAACACGGUUACGAAGCCGUAUGUUACGAAGACAGUCACACCCGAUAAUGACUUUGAUGACUACGCCGAACCGGUAGAUCAUGUCUCGACCCUGAGCAAAGAAUUCCCAUCUAAAAGGCCUCUGACGAUGUCGAACUCGGAUUCUAAGUGUAGCGAUCGUGGCUAUCAAUCUUUGUACACCUCAUCCAGCUCGAACGCCUCGUCGAACAGGACAUCGUAUAAGCCGACAGAAGACAGUGAUUAUGAUGAGUUGGAAGAGGAAGUGGUGGAUCAGGACAAACCCAAGCAGUUCCGGUUCACGAGGUCGUAUACAUACUCGGCCCCGUCAAAAGGUCAGAAAGGAGAGUAUAGCUGUUUGAACAGAGGUGUGAACACCGGUAGUCGACUUGGUCCCGAUGAUAAGCAGAAGACGUCACGAGGGAACACGGGGUACAGCAGCGCCGUGAAGGCCGCAGAGACUGAUGGCGAAUACUCACAUCUCAACCGCUCCGCAAAGAGACUAACCCAUAUUCCUACCAAGCGAGCUCAAGCUCCAACUCUACGUCACGACGAGGAGGACGACUACGACUACUUAGAAGCACAUAAAGCCGAUUCGACCAAGACCAAUGGCAAUGCCCAGAGAUCUGAUGGGAAAGUUGAGAACCGUAAAAACCUUCCCAUGGACGGGGAGUACGACUUACUACACAGACAAUUCAGAGCCCGUGAUGAUCAAUAUGAGUCCAUAUGGCCCGGUAAAAAGUGAGAUGUCUUUGGUAAGCUUUAAAAAGGCUAAAAUAACCCUUUACAUCACUGAGAUUUACGAAGGGUUAGGAGUACUCUAAAGUGCUUUGUCACGUUAUGAAGAGGAAUGUCAUUCGGCAUUUUGGCGUCACCCCUGCAUGGCUGCAAGAUAAUAAGGGUGUAUAACGCAGUGUCGAAUUAUACAUUGUACGAAGCGUGUAAAAAGUAUGUCAUCAUUAAAAUUCGAUGGCGCCGGAUAGCAUAAACAAUGUAAAAUAAACGGAUGUUUAUAUCAUUUUAUUUACAAUGAGGCAAUUUACAGACUGCAGUAAUGAUUUUCAUUCGUUAUGUCAUAUCGUAUGAAAAUACUGUUUCUUUUCCUGCGUUGUCUCUGUAUGGAUUUGACAACAUCGUCACCACCCGUGGUAUUCUAUUUACAAUUUCUCAUUUCGUUUACUUUUUUGAAAAGAUCAAAAGUAUUUAAAAUAUUUCAACAAAUAAAUUAAAAACAAGGGGAGGUAAUCAGUUAUAAUACACAUUACUUAUUUUGUAAGCAAGCUUGAAAGUUUGGAAACGAAAGUUGGCUUGAUCAUAGCUCUCUUUUCAAGGCAUAAUAAUUAUUUUGAUUGAUAUCAUUACAAAGUGUGUAAUGUGUGUUUAUUCUUCUCUUAAGUAAUACCAUAUUUUUUAUGAUUUUGCAGCCAUGGCGUGAGCAGUACAUCAGAAUAAGGGGCAGGGUCAAAAGCAAAAAUUGCAAAAUAAACUGGUAAGCACUGGUAUUGUAAUGCAGAGCACUCUUUUUUUCUUUCGACGAUAAGGCCACGACGAGAGAGAUAUGAUUGAUCAUACUUUUUUUUGGAGAGGUUUACAUGUUUAAGUUGUCAUAUGAGAUCCAGUAUGGUUACAAGACUAGAGAAGUAGGCCUACCACGUAUACGAAACUUACAACAAUGCUAUUGUGAUUAGCAUUUUUGUGCUAUUAAAUGAGGAUUGAUUCAACAUUUUCUUAGUUGAUUGUUCUUGCACGUAGUCAUUUAUUUAUAAAUCGUGCCGAUCGCCUAAUUUACCACUGAAUCUCAUGGAAUACAAGGCAUAUUUUCAGUAGAAAAGGAUUGGAUCUUUUCAUAGGCUUUCCGCUUUGAACGGAUGUAGUAUCCAAGAAUGGCACGUGCAUUGUUAUACGAUGGUCAUGAGAAUAAUAAUGAGUGGAAACCGAUUUUCGGUAAACAAAUGCAUAAAAUGAUUGUAUUGUUUAUUCGAAAGUCAAUCUUGGAGCAAAUGGUCACUUAAAGCGGUGUGUCUUUUCAGUAAAAUAUAUUGUAUCGCCAAUAACAGCAAUUCAUAAGGAAGAACAGGGAGAUAUAUUGGCAUAAAAAUGGCAAGCACUCACAUCGGUUCAUUCACUGUAUAAGUACUGGGAAAUAAGCUGCACAUUAUGUUAAUAGCUGCAUAAAAUAUGAUAAUAAAUUUUACAAUAGAUAUCUUAAUUAAGUAAUUAAUGAAUUUACAAUAGAUAUGUAAAAAAGUAAUUAAAGAAUUUACAAUAGACUUUUAAAGUGUUACCUUGAAAUGACAUUUUUAUGGGUAUCCAUAUUCGACAUAAGUACAAAUACGUGCCACACUGAUGCGUUAAUUGGUCGGGGUAAUGGGAUAUUAAUAUGUCGUUAGCAUGUCACAAAGCAAUAUGAAUUUAAUUACCUACGUAUUUAUGUAUCUUCGUCAUGUUUUUUUUUAUUUAUGUAUCCAGAGCUGCAACAAUUUGUAUGAAACAUCGAGUAGGCGAUAAUCAAUAAGUAUGGGGAUGGAAAGUUAAGUGCAAUUAUGAACAGAUUUUCUUUCAAUAGUUUGGUGUACAUUAUUGUUAUGUAUUGUACAUACAUCGAGCGAAAUGCAAUCAUUUUUAUUUAUCACAGAUUGAAGAGGUGCACAUGUUUCUUACAGUAAAAUGUUGAAAUGAAAAAUAAAUGUAUGUACUCAAAUUAUAUUGUUAAUAAAAAUCAUAUCUUCAUUGACGAA